AUGAAAUUUUUCUAUUAUAAUUUAUAUCUUAAAAAUCCAGACAGUAAAGCACUGAUGAUAUCAAAAGAAGUGCACUUCCAUGAUCUGGUACUACUUCCAGAAGAAGUCGUGGAAUUAUUGAAGUUGAUUCUCUCCCUUCAUCCAAUUGGUCACAUCGAGACAUUUAAAGAAAAAGAUACAAAUGAUACAUUGGUUGGAAGGAAAAUUUUGGAUAUCAAAGAAGCUUUGUAUUGUCAUGUCAUUCUGAACCUGAAAGAUACAACUAUGUUUCACUCUUCACCAAUUAGCACAUUUGAUUUGAAAACACGAGCUCCUGUCAAACUUGCAUUUUCUGUCGAACCAUACUUGGUUGUUCGCUUUAUUUUUCAUAGAAUUGGUUUCGAUUACAAAGCUGUUGAAAUUUUUGUAAGGAACUUUAUUUCCAUCCUUAAAAGACUUGGUUUGAAGAAAGAAGUUCCCGAAUUUAAUUGCCUUCAUUCUAGACAACCAUUUUACGAUUUGGAUCGUUACUUAACGUCCAAUUUCGCACCACUUUCUGAAUUUUGGAGUAAAAAGCUAAAGAAAGGAAUAACUAAAGCAUCCUUCGCUGAUAUCACUAUCAAACCUAUACUUAAAAAGUCCGGUGAACUAUUUCAUUAUUCAUAUCUCUCAUUUACAAAAUUCACCAGCGGAAAGAUAAUAAAUAUGGCAGCUCAGAAGAACAUCUCGUUGAUAGGUCCCAUUAUCUCAGUUUAUCAACUUAUGUUAUCUUUUCACUCCAAAUCAAAAUAUGUCACCAUUCUGACUGAAACAGACCUCAGGAAGAAAAUUACAGGAGCUGACAAUUUGGUGGAGUCUAUGACAAACCUUGUACCAUUAACUGCUAAGAUACCAAUCAAGAACGACCAGACCGUGGAAAGGUUUUUGGUGGAAAAUGAAGUUCUAAUACAAGAAUGUAUAUCAAUGUGCAUUUCCUUUUACAGUCAUUUGUGA
This is a messenger RNA of Lottia gigantea (owl limpet), 972 nucleotides long. RefSeq lists its product as hypothetical. The transcript has a single exon. The record is from RefSeq and is a predicted model, not a curated record. Bases 1 to 972 code for a protein of 323 amino acids. NCBI's taxonomy places the organism in Eukaryota, Metazoa, Mollusca, Gastropoda, Lottiidae.